AUUUUUCGAGUAAAAAACCUGUGCCAUUCCAUUCGUGUUGUUUCUCAGCAUUUUACUAAUUUUUUUUUCAACUCACAAUUCAUGAGUGAUGACAAAUUGAAGAAGCACUUCCGUGAGUCUUAAUUAAAGAGAUUAAAGAGACACACCAUUCAUUCGCUCACUCAUUUCAUUUCAAACAAUGUCAAUCGCUGCUUCAGCUUCUUCACAUGCUUGUAUUUCCUCAAUCCCCACAUGCAUCCCCUCUUCCUCUUCCAAAUUCUCUUCUUCGCUGACACUUUCUUCACUCCAAAGAGGCUCAAAUAAGAGAUCGGGAUGCAGAGCCAUGGUUCAACAAGCCGUUCAGGGUGCCCCUGCUGCGUAUGCCAAAGAAAUGGAACGCCUUUCUGCCAAAGAAUCGCUUCUUCUUGCUUUUAAAGAUGCAGGGGGUUUUGAGGCCUUGGUCUCCGGGAAGACUACGGAAUGGCAAAAGAUUGAUGUGAAUGAAAGGAUAACUGGUCUUGAGAGGCUCAAUCCAACACCUCGCCCCACAACGUCACCCUUCUUGGAGGGGCAAUGGAACUUUGAGUGGUUUGGUUCUGGAAGUCCAGGCUUGUUUGCUGCUAGGUUUAUAUUUGAAAUCUUUCCUUCAACUUUGGCUAAUUUGUCAAAAAUGGAUGUCGUUAUUAAAGAUGGAAAUGCGAAGAUUACUGCAAAUAUGAGAUUAUUAAACUCGAUAGAAAACAAAGUCAUUCUCUCAACCAAAUUAUCUGUGGAGGGGCCACUUAGAAUGAAAGAAGAGUAUGUUGAAGGGGUUCUUGUGACACCAACAAUUAUUGAAGAGAGAGUACCAGAACAACUUAAAGGUGCACUGGGGCAGGCAGCUAAUGCUUUACAACAACUUCCUACCCCUAUAUGGGAUCCUGUUGCCAGUGGGCUGAAAGUUCCUCUAAGUGGGAGCUUUCAAAGACUCUUCAUGAUUUCUUAUCUCGAUGAGGAGAUACUUAUAAUAAGGAACACAGCCGGGAUUCCAGAAGUUUUAACGAGGUUGGAUGCAGCACCAUCUUCCUUGGGAGAUUCAAGUCCAGAGUAUGAAAGCUAGGAAAUGGGAAGUGAAUUUUGCCCCACCUUAAUCAUGGUGAUGAGUCAAAUUUCUGUUCCUCUCAGCCGUGGACAGCUUCUGUUUCUUUCUCACUGAAGACUCCUUUUGGUUUUUCCAGAGAGGGUAGAAAUGUGAAUAUGGGUUGAAGCCUGACAAAUUCUUACAAAACCUUGUAUUUCAUUUUUAGUUUCACAACAGAGUGGUUCUUUGAUGUAGAAAUUGCAUAAUGCUACUCAUGCAACCACCAAUAGUGAAAUAAAAUGCAAAUUGUCUCUGCCUGUGAUCCAUAUAGAUAUUCUAUAGAAAUUCUCUGGCCUUUAUUUUUUAUUGUUUUUCAUUUUCCCUGGCUGACAACUGAUUGGGUCAGUGCCAAUGGUUCGAGAAAAAUAAAAUGAUACAAUUUUAUGCUAA
Molecule: messenger RNA, 1489 nt
Organism: Glycine soja
Lineage: Eukaryota; Viridiplantae; Streptophyta; Magnoliopsida; Fabales; Fabaceae
Product: probable plastid-lipid-associated protein 13, chloroplastic
Exons: 7
Coding region: 179-1078 (299 amino acids)
Source: RefSeq, a predicted model, not a curated record